GACCCUUUCUCUUUUCCUUCUCUCCUCUAACCUCGACCACCUUCUUCUGACGAUCUCCUUCAUUUUGCAAUUUGCAUUCUCCCUUCUCUCCCUCCAUCUUUCUCUCUCCUCCGUACUCUCCACCAUUAACGGCUGCUCCACCUCUUCUCUUUCUCUCUCCUCCAUCAAUGACUGUAAUGACUCCUGCUCCCAUCGACCAAGAAGAUGAGGAGAUGCUUGUCCCGCAUUCUGACAUAGCUGCUGACAAUCACCAGCCUAUGGAAGUCGUUGCGCAAGCCGAGCCUGCUACUAAUCCUGAGAAUCAACCGGCAGAGGAUCCUCCAUCCUCCAGGUUUACAUGGAAGAUUGAGAAUUUCUCCCGUUUAAAUUCCAAGAAGCACUAUUCAGAUGUGUUUGUCGUUGGUGGUUACAAAUGGCGAGUAUUAAUUUUCCCUAAAGGGAACAAUGUGGACUACUUGUCUAUGUAUCUUGACGUUGCUGAUUCUCCUAGUUUGCCCUAUGGGUGGAGUAGGUAUGCACAGUUCAGCUUAGGUGUGGUCAAUCAAAUUCAUAACAAGUAUACCGUGAGAAAAGAUACACAACACCAGUUCAAUGCCCGGGAAAGUGAUUGGGGGUUUACGUCUUUUAUGCCUUUAAGUGAGUUAUAUGACCCCACCAGAGGAUAUCUUGUAAAUGAUACUGUUCUGGUGGAGGCUGAGGUUGCUGUUCGUAAGAUUGUAGACUAUUGGUCUUACGAUUCGAAAAAAGAGACGGGGUUUGUUGGACUUAAGAAUCAGGGAGCUACAUGCUACAUGAAUUCUCUGCUUCAGACACUUUAUCACAUUCCUUAUUUCAGAAAGGCUGUGUAUCAUAUGCCUACAACUGAAAAUGAUAUGCCAUCUGCAAGCAUUCCUCUGGCUCUUCAGAGUUUAUUUUACAAGCUCCAAUACAGCGAUAGCAGUGUUGCAACUAAGGAAUUGACCAAAUCUUUUGGAUGGGAUACUUAUGAUUCUUUCAUGCAGCAUGAUGUCCAGGAGUUAAAUAGAGUUCUAUGUGAAAAGCUGGAAGACAAAAUGAAGGGUACUGUUGUUGAGGGCACUAUUCAGCAAUUGUUUGAAGGGCAUCACAUGAACUAUAUUGAAUGUGCAAAUGUUGAUUACAAAUCUACAAGAAAGGAGUCCUUUUAUGACCUUCAGCUCGAUGUCAAAGGUUGUCGUGAUGUUUAUGCUUCUUUUGAUAAGUAUGUGGAAGUUGAGCGAUUGGAGGGUGAUAACAAGUAUCAUGCUGAGCAGUAUGGUUUACAGGAUGCUAGGAAGGGUGUCUUGUUUAUUGAUUUUCCCCCAGUUCUUCAACUGCAGCUCAAACGAUUUGAAUAUGAUUUUAUGCGUGAUACAAUGGUGAAGAUAAAUGAUCGCUAUGAAUUUCCUCUUCAACUUGAUCUCGAUCGCGAGAAUGGGAAAUAUUUAUCUCCUGAUGCUGAUAAAAGUGUCCGUAACCUAUACACACUCCACAGUGUUUUGGUUCACAGUGGUGGGGUGCAUGGUGGACAUUAUUAUGCCUUUAUAAGGCCUUCUCUUACUGAUCAGUGGUACAAAUUUGACGAUGAGCGGGUUACUAAGGAAGAUUUGAAGAGAGCUUUGGAGGAGCAGUAUGGUGGUGAAGAGGAGUUACCACAGACAAAUCCUGGUUUCAAUAACACUCCAUUCAAGUUCACAAAAUAUUCAAAUGCAUAUAUGCUUGUUUAUAUACGUGAAAGUGACAAAGAGAAGAUUAUGUGUAACGUGGAUGAGAAGGACAUUGCUGAACAUCUUAGGGAACGCUUGAAGAGAGAACAGGAAGAAAAAGAACAUAAGAAAAAGGAGAAGGCAGAGGCGCACCUUUAUACCAUCAUAAAGGUUGCACGAGAUGAUGACUUGACCGAGCAAAUAGGGAAGGAUAUCUAUUUCGAUCUUGUAGACCAUGACAAAGUUAAAUCUUUUCGUAUUCAGAAGCAGGUGCCAUUUAAUGUUUUCAAGGAGGAGGUUGCUAAAGAAUUUGGCAUCCCAGUACAAUUUCAGCGGUUUUGGCUGUGGGCUAAGCGCCAAAAUCAUACAUAUCGACCAAAUCGACCAUUGACACCUUUGGAAGAAACCCAAUCUGUUGGACAGCUAAGGGAAGUAUCUAAUAAGGUUCAUAAUGCAGAACUUAAAUUGUUCUUGGAAAUAGAGCUUGGAAUAGAUUUACGACCUCUUCCACCUCCUGACAAGACAAAGGAUGAGAUUCUAUUGUUCUUUAAGCAUUAUGAUCCUGAGAAAGAAGAGAUGCGUUACGUAGGAAGACUAUUUGUUAAUGCCACUGGAAAACCUGGAGAGAUUUUAGGAAAGCUGAAGGAAUUGGCUGGCUAUGCUGCUGAUGAAGAAAUUGAAUUAUAUGAGGAAAUCAAGUUUGAACCAACUGUUAUGUGCGAACAUAUUGACCGAAAUCUCACUUUUCGUGGUAGCCAGCUUGAAGAUGGGGAUAUAGUCUGUUUCCAAAAAUCCCUUCCAGCUGAAGCCGCAGAAAAAUGCCGUUAUCCAGAUGUUCCCUCGUUCUUAGACUAUGUUCACAAUCGGCAAGUUGUUCAUUUCAGAUCUCUGGAGAGACCCAAAGAAGAUGAUUUUUGUCUGGAGUUGUCAAGACAUCAUACAUAUGAUGAUGUAGUAGAACGAGUGGCUCGUCAGCUUGGUUUGGACGAUCCAUCCAAAUUAAGGCUGACAUCUCACAACUGUUAUUCUCAGCAACCAAAGCCCCAACCUAUUAAAUACCGGGGCGUGGAUCAUUUGUCGGACAUGCUGGUCCACUACAACCAGACUUCUGACAUACUGUACUAUGAAGUUCUGGACAUACCUUUGCCAGAAUUACAAGGCUUGAAAACUUUAAAAGUUGCUUUCCAUCAUGCGACAAAAGAUGAAGUAACCAUUCACACUAUUAGACUGCCUAAACAGAGUACAGUGGGGGAUGUUCUUAAUGAUCUGAAGACAAAGGUUGAAUUGUCACAUCCUGAUGCUGAGCUGAGGCUGCUUGAAGUAUUUUAUCACAAGAUCUAUAAGAUUUUCCCUCCUAAUGAAAAAAUUGAGAAUAUAAAUGAUCAGUACUGGACUUUACGAGCAGAAGAGAUUCCUGAAGAAGAGAAGAACCUGGGUCCUCAUGAUCGACUAAUUCAUGUGUACCAUUUCACUAAAGAGACAGCGCAGAACCAAAUGCAAAUACAGAACUUUGGUGAGCCUUUUUUCUUGGUGAUUCAUGAAGGAGAAACUUUGUCUGAAGUCAAGGUGAGAAUACAAAAGAAAUUGCAAGUUCCAGAUGAAGAAUUUUCUAAGUGGAAGUUCGCAUUUCUUUCAUUAGGGCGUCCAGAAUAUCUCCAGGACACUGAUGUUGUGUCCAGUCGUUUUCAGAGAAGAGAUGUUUAUGGUGCGUGGGAACAGUACCUUGGAUUAGAACAUGCUGACACAGCUCCUAAAAGAACUUACACAGCAAAUCAGAACCGUCAUACAUUCGAGAAGCCUGUAAAAAUCUACAAUUAGGGUGAUUUUGGGAUAUAAUUCUAUUUGCAUGGGCAGACUCUGGCAUCCUUGAGGGGUACUCCAUUGCUGUGUUAGUAGUCGUCAUGGUUCAUUGGUCCAGAGCAAACCAGCACCUAGCAUAUCAGAUGCCCUGGUCAGUACGGGUGUCGGCAAGGAUUUAGAAUGGAUUUUGUUAGCUGUAUAAUUCUUUCUUGUAGUGUGUAUGUGGAAGAUCUUUUUCUGAUGCCGGUAUUUGAUUUUUCUUGUCGACCACAAGUCUGCAACCCUCGUCAAGCUUUUCAAGUCUUCCAUUUUCACUUAUGGAGUUGGUUUCAAUGGCUGUAGUGUGUGUUCCUCGGUACCCAGCCACAGUUGUAAGUUUUUUUAAAAAAAAUGGUACAUAGAUGAGAUUUUGGCUUUAGGAAUGUGUACACAGCAUAGUUGGGGUGCCCGCCAUUUUUUUUCGUUUGCUCACCUCUCCUGUUUAUUUAGGCACAUGUCUAGUUUUGGGGGUUUCGGACUGAUAAUUGUUUGUUUGUUAUUUAUGCAGCUCCCCCGCUCUCUAUUUAUUUAUUUUUAUUUUUUACCUGGUCUUUUUCCCUGUAAAAGAAGUUUGUCAAGUACAGGCUUGAUGAGUCUAAAUGAGUAAAGAUUUUAACAGCUUCAUCUAUGUGUAAUGAUAAAACCGGAGUUAGUCGGAACAUUUUGCAGUAUAUUUUCUGGAGAUGUUCCACGCCCAA
Molecule: messenger RNA, 4240 nt
Organism: Chenopodium quinoa (quinoa)
Lineage: Eukaryota; Viridiplantae; Streptophyta; Magnoliopsida; Caryophyllales; Amaranthaceae
Product: ubiquitin carboxyl-terminal hydrolase 12-like
Exons: 32
Coding region: 168-3521 (1117 amino acids)
Biological process (GO): regulation of protein stability; protein deubiquitination
Cellular component (GO): cytosol; nucleus
Molecular function (GO): protein binding; cysteine-type endopeptidase activity; cysteine-type deubiquitinase activity
Source: RefSeq, a predicted model, not a curated record